Messenger RNA from Closterium sp. Naga37s-1, 2133 nucleotides. NCBI's taxonomy places the organism in Eukaryota, Viridiplantae, Streptophyta, Zygnematophyceae, Desmidiales, Closteriaceae. The record is from the annotation of a GenBank genome assembly.
AUGGCGGAGCUGCACGACGCUUCGUCCCUAAGCGCAGGCCACGUGUUUCGAUUUUCACAAUCAUCCGAAUCAACAGUCUCCGCGCAACCAUCAGACACGGCCACAGGAAUCGCAGACUUCGACGGGGAGCUGCUAAGAGUGCGAACCGACCCGUCCAAUGGCGUCAAAGACGAAACGAGCGAGCGCGACGCUGGGAAUUCCUUUCUGGGUAGGUCGUAUUCGGUGCAGGUGGGACGCGGCGGUCAGGCGGAAUCAGGAGAAGCAGGGGGAGCAGCGGGAGCAGGGGGAGCAGGCGGAAGGAGGCGGCGUUCGGAGAGCUCCUCCGUGGGGGUGAACAUCGCCGCACUGGAUAAGGCGCUGGACCGAGUCAUGUCCAUGCCGUGGCGCGGCGAGAAGAAGGCGGGCGACGGCGACGGCGACGGAGGCCUGGGAUUGGGCGCGGCGUGGCAGGAGAAAGCGGAGAAGAACGGGAAGCAUGUGCUGGGUAGGGCACGUUCUCAUGGAAACGGGGAGGGGGAUUCUGUUCGUGCUGCCGCUGCGGCGGCCGUUGCUGCCAUCCGCAGUGAUGGUGACGUGGUGCCUUUUGCUAAUAAUGUCUCGGGUGUGCCGCUAAACAAGUGUGGUAAGGAAGCGGGUGCGAAGGACGGGACGAAUAAGGAGCGGUCUGCGGAGGUGGAAGUGGGUACAGAUGGGCGGAGGGGCGCAGGCGAUGUCGCAAUAGCAGGCGACCCCGCGUGGCAGGUUGAUUUGCGGCGUGUGACUUUAAAGAAAGAGAUUUGCAGGGGCGCGUACAGCACGGUGUAUAAGGGCGCGUUCAGGGACAUGGAUGUUGCCGGUACGCACAAUUUCUCCUCCCGACGCCCAUUUCUCCCCCGCGACGCCCACUUUCUCCCCCGCGACGCCCGUUUUUCCCUUCCCUCUGCUUUCCCCGUGCCACCCCCCACUCGCCAAGUCACCCCUCAUCUCACCCCACGUCAUUCGCACUCCACCUUGAAGGCAAUCGACUGGGGCGAAGCGGGGUCGUUCUCGCCGGUGCUGCGCGCCAAGCAGAGAGCCACUCUGCUGCGCCAGGUGCACGUGUGGCGAGGCCUCAAGCACCCCUACGUGACUCAGCUGGUAGCAGCGAGCGUGUCAGCGGACUGUGCGCCCUGCACCACCCCCCGCGGCGUGGACGCGCGUUUGCGCGGCGUGGCGGGGUGCCUCAUCAUGGAGUAUGUGGGCGAUCUGACUGUCAAGGAGUAUCUGGCCCGUGCUGCCAGGGAGAGGAGAAAGCUGCCGCUGCACAUGCUGGUGGAGCUGGCGUUGCAGCUCGCCAAGGGUCUGGCCUACAUCCACAGCAGCGGUGUGGUGCAUGGAGACGUGUGCCCCGACAACCUGCUCCUCACGGACUAUGUCACCUCCUCCCUUCCCUCCCAUCCGCCAUUUCUCAUCCCUCCUCCCCCCCUCAGUCUUGCCAACAUCCACAGCAGCGGUGUGGUGCACGGGGACGUGCGUCCCGACAACCUGCUGCGCACGGAUCACGUCACCUCUUCACUCCUGUCUCACCCCCCCCUCUUCUCCCACCCACCCACCAGUCUGGCCUACAUCCACAGCAGCGGUGUGGUGCACGGGGACGUGUGCCCCGACAACCUCCUCCUCACGGAUCGCAGGCGCCUCAAGAUCGCCGGCUUUGGCGUCGCGCGCUUCGAAGGUGACUGCCAGGCUCGUGGCCGUGGGGGCGCGCAGCGCUGUGACAACUCUGGCUCUGCUGGGGUUCUUGGGGAUUCUCAAGAACAAACCGGGGUCGCUGGGAGCGAGGCAGGGGCAGGGGCAGUGGCAGGGGUGGCGGGGGCAGAGGUAGGGGGAAGGGCGGGUGAUGAGGCUGUUGGACAGCAGCCACGAGACGUGCUGCAGGGAGAGGACCUGCAGGAUUCGGCUCGGAAUGUGGGAUACAUGGCUCCUGAGGUUCUGGCUGGACUGCCAUACGACCGCCGUGCUGACGUGUACAGCUUUGGCAUCUGCCUGUGGGAGCUGCUGACCUGCGAGACCCCCUUUGACUCGUUUGACUUCAGCGAAAUGGCUUCUGCCAUCAGUGAGGUGAGGACCUUUGAGAUGCCUCGGGAGGAGGCUGCUGACCUGCGAGAAUCUGUUUGA